AUGCGGUUCCCAGUGAAGAAAUCAACCAUCCGCAAACGUUUUGUUCCUCCAACCCCCUCUCGUGAGCUGAGCAUUCAGAACAUUCCCACUGGCACUGCCUCCAAAUCACCUAAUUGUUAUCAUUAUUGCGUUCUCAGCAUCAGCUCGGAACAAAACCAGCCCCACUACACCCUCGCUGGCUAUAAAAACGGCGAACAAGAGCCAAGUUAUCUCCCGAGCGGCGGGGGCGAGCGGCGUGUGCCGCUCGGGGCCGCGGGGGAGCGCGUCCCCCGCCGCAGGGCGCGCUCGGCGCGGCCGCCUCCGCAGGGACGGGAGCCGCGGAGCGGAGCGGGCCGGGCCGCCGCCGCUCACCGCCGCCUCCGGCCGCGCUGCUCCCGCUCCACGCUGCCUCUCCUGCGGGGAAAGAGACACAAAUCCCGAAUACAGCACCCGGCACGGCUCGCUGCAGGGGGACCCGCGCCCGACCCGCCCCGGGGCUGCCGGCACUGCGGGCUCCCGCCGCCCCGGGGGCGCACGGGGCAGGCGCCCCCCACCCGGCUCCGGGCGCUGCGGCGGGAGAGGGCUCUGCGGGCCACUUUCGCCCGGGCCCCCUUGCCCUCGUCCCCGCUAACCCCGGGCUGUCGGGGCGGGGGCGGCGCAGCCCCGGGGCUGGGGGCCGCUCCCCCGUUCGCACACCCACCCAGCCGCCCGCACACCCCCUCAGCCAGCGGCACGGCGGCUCCCUGCGCCCGGCUCCGAGGGAGGAAGGAGAGGGCACGGCGCGCAGCCCGUCCCGGCUCGGCGCUGCCGCUCGCAACUCACCCAACAAAGUUGCGGCGACGGCUGCCGGCGGCUGGGCUGGGCUGGGCUGGGCUCAGCUCGACUCGAGUCCGCUCCGCUCCGCUCGCCGGGCUGGGCUGA
Empidonax traillii (willow flycatcher) is the source of this 900-nucleotide messenger RNA. Its product is annotated as transcriptional regulatory protein AlgP-like. Bases 1 to 900 code for a protein of 299 amino acids. The record is from RefSeq and is a predicted model, not a curated record. NCBI's taxonomy places the organism in Eukaryota, Metazoa, Chordata, Aves, Passeriformes, Tyrannidae. The transcript has 3 exons.